UAACCACUGCUAACCACUGUUAAGCACUGCUAACCACUGCUAACCACUGCUAACCACUGUUAACCACUGCUAACCACGGCAGCACCGUGCUGCUUGCGUCACGGGACACUCCAUAGAAGCAAAUGACCAUGUUCUCCUAGGCGAUUUAAAGCAAACUGUAUAUUUAAUCUUGACUAGUUUAAAUCUUUUGGAGGACAUUGCUUUAGCUGUGUGUUAGCCGUCCUUUCUAAUCCUUAUUAGAUUAUCCUGAAUUCAUCAUAGUUAAUUUAUAAGAAACAGUGUUUUUGGGCUGGUGGGGGGGGGGGGGGUCAUUGUUUCUUUGAUGAACCUUUUGUCCCCGACGUCACAGCAGCUGCAAACCGCUUCCUAACUAAAUCAAGAAUGACAGCCGUUAAUCCUGAGCAGAUAAAGAUGCUGCAGAUCGUCAAAUAAGCUUAACCGAUGACUUAAAGGCUGCAAAGAGAUUGCCCUUGGAUAUACUGAUCUCCUGGUUCUCAUUUACAGUGUAGAGAUGGGAUGUGGCAAAAUGGGCUUCUGUACCACGGCUGGCCUCCUUCACUGGAUGAGGGCAGGCUGUGCCUCUGCUCUACCCGCAUCACAUGAUGAGGGCAGGCUGUGCCUCUGCUCUACCCGCAUCACAUGAUGAGGGCAGGCUGUGCCUCUGCUCUACCCGCAUCACAUGAUGAGGGCAGGCUGUGCCUCUGCUCUACCCGCAUCACAGGAUGAGGACAGACUGUGCCUCCUGCAUCAGAGGAUGAGGGCAGGCUAUGCCUCUGCUCUACCUGGGCAAUACCCAACAUAAACACAGCAGCAGAGGAGGAUGACAGGCUGUGUGUCAACGCUGCCCAGGAGGAUUGGUGACAUCACUUGAUCUAUCUUGUCACCCCAGUCCUACUCUGCUCUCUCCCAAAACCUGGUGGGGUCUGGUGAGGUGUCACAGGAUAAGAGGGACAAGCACAGAGCUCUCGGUCUGUUGUCGGCUGGUGCAGCUCCAGAUCAGGGCCUUUUGGAUUUGCCCUGAGUCCCUCCAUGUGAUAGGAUGGCGCGGGACAUGUCUGAUAAGGAGCUCCUCAAGAUGGAGCUCGAGCAGCUCCAGAAGGAGGUGAAAAACGAGAGGAUGCCGAUUUCAACGACAGCCAAGGAGCUGGCAGACUGGGUUGAGGCUCACGUUGGAGAAGACCCCCUGGUGAAAGGCGUGCCUGAGGAUAAGAACCCUUACAAGGAGAAGGGAGGCUGCGUGAUAACCUAGCGAGGCUGACGGGGGACAACCCCGGAAAACAGAGAGCUAUCUGAUAUAUAAAUAACGAUAUACAUAGCUGUGAGUGAGCUGUUCCAGGUUAAAUCUAUUUUCACCCAAACUGGAUAUAGCACGACUGUAUUGAAGCAGAGCAGUAAUUUUGGAAAAAUGGUUCCACCUUCAAGACUCUGGACACUGAAGACAGCAAGACCCCAGCAACACAAUCCCACCAAUCCCAUCCAGCUGCAGUGGUUUAUUCCCAGGGCAGUCCCACCCACAUUUUACACCUUAGUAACAGAGUUCUGUCCUUGUACUCACACUCUUAUCAGUGCAGAGCUUUGGCACUCGAGCCCAGAGACCCCCGGCUUGCCAGUG
Messenger RNA from Paramormyrops kingsleyae, 1612 nucleotides. The record is from RefSeq and is a predicted model, not a curated record. Lineage: Eukaryota; Metazoa; Chordata; Actinopteri; Osteoglossiformes; Mormyridae.